CAAAAAGCCGGGCAAAGAGAUUCAAACUCAAAGUCGUCGGAGUCAUACUCAGAACUACACCGUGAUGACCACAGGUUCCCUUGUGAAAUUGUGAUUGCAGAGUGUCUUUGUCAGGGAUGCAUCAUCAACCAGCGAGAAAAGCUGAGUUACAAAUCAGUUCCAGUGUUUGCGCCGCUGCUGGUUCUGAGGAAGGUUCAGUGUCCAGUUGAUCCCAACAAAUACAUUCUGAAAAAAGAUUUAAUCAAAAUCCCAGUGGCUUGCACAUGCGUGGUUCCAAAAUACAUUAAAUAA
This is a messenger RNA of Syngnathoides biaculeatus (alligator pipefish), 291 nucleotides long. RefSeq names its product interleukin-17C-like. Gene Ontology annotation, molecular function: cytokine activity. The transcript has 3 exons. The annotation marks the transcript as partial. The record is from RefSeq and is a predicted model, not a curated record. NCBI's taxonomy places the organism in Eukaryota, Metazoa, Chordata, Actinopteri, Syngnathiformes, Syngnathidae. Gene Ontology annotation, cellular component: extracellular region.